AUCGGUAUUUAAUGGCACUCUUUUAUGUUGGUGCAUUGGAUCGAUAUUUAAUGGCAAGCCACUCGAAUGCUAAAACUUGGAAGCUCCUGCUGAGCUCCGCCCGGCCUCGUACCAGGAGCGACGGGUUGCGACAGGUUCCCAUGCAAACGCUGAAAGAGAAAAUAAUGGCACCUGUCCUCAUCGAUUCCCUCUCUCUCUUCAUCGUAAUCAUUAAUCCCGAAGACCCACUUCUAUUUUGGGCAAAGAGAUUAGAACAAGCCUCAGAUCCACAUAUCACAUCGAUUUUCCUGCGUUUUCCUCCGCCUUCACUGUUGACUCUCUCUGCAAUUUAGUUUGUAGCAUUUUCGGUUGAUUUUUCCUUCAAUGAGGUGAAGAAUAAUGGAAAUGAAAGGAGGGUAAGGAAAGUAUCAACCCUAGAGAAGAUGCCUGUUGGAAAGAAGUCUCGCACCAUUUACCCCAUGGGGGUCUUUCCAUUGAAAUCCGGGGACCUUCAUCCAAGACCUCGCCUGCUGUUCAAUUGUGGAUUAUCGCUCCUUGGCGUGGCACACGGUAUUUAUGCGAAAAUGGAAAGGGGAGAGGGGGCACUAGGCCAUCUAACACAAAUCCUAGCAUCAUGGGUCGGCCCUGUAUCUUACAUGAUGCAAUAUCAAUGGCUCGCCCUUCUCUCUUUCACCGACGAUCAAGUGCUUGCAAUAACUGACAUAGUAGAGGCUUUAUGGCCUCCCUCUUCCAUAAUCUUCAAUAAGAUGGACCAUCUGGGGAUCAUGUCAGAGCAACUCCCCAAUCGCAUCGACGCAUGGGUGAUUGAUGGAUCCCCAAUGAUAGUUAGCACACAAAAUUUGUUGGAGUUGGCCUCAUCCAUACUGAACUCUUCAUUAUGUUUCUUGUCUGACAUUGUACCCAUCCGGUUCUCAAUGGAUAGCAAUCCCAUGGGAGAAGAAAAAGACGAUGACGACGAAGUAGAAGAAACAGCUGAUGAUAAGUCAGUUUCACUAGAAGAGGACCAGUGGAGGGCGGAGACUCUGAAGGAUGAGAUCGAAAAGGGACUGGUCAUCAUGGGAAUGGAGAUCAUGGAAUUGUACAUAGGACCUCCAUCUCCUACUUCUAGUUCAGAGGAGACAAUGAACAAGGAUGUAAAAUCAGGUAAUGUACCAGCAGCUUUGAAAACUAAUAAUUUGGAGGUGGCAAUGGUCAAGGAAGUGAAACCACACUCAGGAUCGGAGUCAUCGACAGCUAGCUCGAAAGAUGUAGUGGUGGAUAGUGACCCGAUUCUCGAGCUCUUCGAGGCAGGGUGGCACAUGAAGCCAGCUUUGAGAACUCGGAAACUAAUCCAUUAAGGCUGGGUUUUUCCUAUGCUUAGUUGACAUUUAUUUAAUGUUCUUUUUCUUUUUCUUGUGAGAUGGUGAUUACUGCACAGUAUCCUAUUGUAUAUAGAGAAACUGAACUUCUAAAACAUAUGGGAUGUUUUUGUAUGAUCUAUUCUCGACCUCAACCUCAUGCCAGCCAAUACCACAUUUCUUCUUC
Messenger RNA from Amborella trichopoda, 1524 nucleotides. RefSeq lists its product as uncharacterized. NCBI's taxonomy places the organism in Eukaryota, Viridiplantae, Streptophyta, Magnoliopsida, Amborellales, Amborellaceae. The record is from RefSeq and is a predicted model, not a curated record.